CGAAAGAUUGAGCCGGCAUAUCAUCUUGAAAUUUACGAAGUCACCAUAGACACCUCGUCCAAAAAUAAAUGUGAGCACCAGGACUUGAACCCUGAUGGACUGGAGUUUGGCAGGCUGCUUGUGUCGCAUGGCCUCGCGGUCAUCGUCGUUCAGCGUGGCCUUCCGGCCGGCAACGCCACAGCUCCCGCGUCCUCCCUGUACGGCAACGGCGACGCUUCAGCCAGCCCCUUUCUCUCUUUCCACUACAUCCCGGAGCCGCCACUCCCGCACGGGGUGCCGGAGGGCGACCAUGUGGCCAAGGUUUUCGAGCUUACACGCGCUUCCAACCCUGAGCUCCGUGAUUUCCUCCGCGUCACCUCCCCGGCGGCCCUCCUCCUCGACUUCUUCUGCUACAGCGCCGCCGAUGUCGCGGCAGAGAUCGGCAUCCCGGCGUAUUUCUUCUUCCAGAGUUGCACGGCCAGCCUGGCUGUAUUGCUCCACCUGCCCGUCAUCCACGGGCAAAACGAUGUGAGCAUGCGUGACCUCGGCGGCGAGCUCGUGCACGUGCCUGGCGUCACUCCUAUACCGGCGCACGACCUCCCCGCUGCUUUCCUCGAUCGGAGCAGCCUGAGCUAUAAGCAUUUCCUCGCCUUGUCCGAACAGCUGUGCAAGUCGCACGGCGUUAUUGUGAACAGCUGCCGAUCCCUGGAGCCGCGCGCCACCGACGCCGUCGCCUCCGGCCUCUGCACGCCCCCGGGGCGCACGACACCGCCCUUAUUUUGUGUCGGCCCACUGGUACAAUCUGCGGAGGUAGCCGAGAAGCAAGGCGAAGAGUGCCUUGCGUGGCUAGACACGCAGCCGAAGGCCAGCGUGCUGUUCCUCUGCUUCGGCAGUAUGGGUCGGUUCAGCGCCGAGCAGAUCAAGGAGAUGGCGGCGGGUCUGGAGAUGAGUGGCCAACGGUUCCUCUGGGUCGUACGCAGCCCGCCGGGCGGCAACGAGCAGCCGGGCGAGCCGGAGCUGGACGUGCUGCUCCCGAAUGGCUUCCUGGACAGGACUAAGGACAGAGGGCUGGUGGUCACGUCGUGGGCGCCGCAGCGGGAAGUGCUGGCCCACGAAACAGUGGGCGGGUUCGUGACCCAUUGCGGGUGGAACUCGGUGCUGGAGGCGGUCAUGGCGGGUGUGCCGAUGCUGGGGUGGCCGCUGUACGCGGAGCAGCGGAUGAACAAGGUAUUUUUGGUGGAGGGGAUGCAGCUAGGCGUGGCGAUGGAACCAGGCCCAGAUGGCUUCGUGACGGCAAAGGAGAUCGAGGGGAAGGACACUUGGCUGAUGAGUUCUGAUGGCGGGAGGGAGCUUCGGGAGCGUACUUUGGUGGCCAUGAGAGAGGCAAGGGAGGCCCUCAGCGCCGGUGGGGAUUCCACGGCGGCACUUCUGCAGCUCGUGCAAAGGUGGAUCAUAUGACAGGCCUUUUUUUUUUCCGGUGGUUUGCAGGGAUCAUAUGAGACUAUCCAUGAUGGGAAUAACAUAGGUAGUAAUAUCAUACAUAUCUAGAUAGAAUAGAUGAUGUGGCAAGUAAUAAAUGAAGAAAGAGAAGAAAAUAGUAACAUAGCUAGUUACUAGUAGUAUGAGUAACAUCACACAUAUCAAGGCAAGAUGUGUCUAUAGCUUAAUAAAUGAAGUAUUGUAUAUUACCACACAUAUAUUACUCCUCACUAUAGAGAUAAUAACAUAGACUAGUAACAUGUUUAUGUUACUACUCUAUGUUACUACUCAUUGUGGCUAGUCUGGCAAGCUCUGUUUGCCUGCCCCUGCAUGCCAGAGCAGCCACACCUUCACUAGUUUGAUGUGUCGGUCAUGUUCUUUAUCAAUAUUCUCGUCAAUGUAAUCACACAGAAUUCUCUUGUGUCUUCCUGAGGCAAAUGGCCGGUUAAUUACAUUUCACGCCAUUAAAUUCGUGCAACCAAAUGUACCGCAAGAGUUGGUCUUGUAGAUGCAACUCUGAGUGCAUACACUCCAGAAACCUUUCGUAUUGAGGGUAUCGUUACAAGUAGU
Molecule: messenger RNA, 2028 nt
Organism: Triticum dicoccoides
Lineage: Eukaryota; Viridiplantae; Streptophyta; Magnoliopsida; Poales; Poaceae
Product: anthocyanidin 5,3-O-glucosyltransferase-like
Exons: 1
Molecular function (GO): UDP-glucosyltransferase activity
Source: RefSeq, a predicted model, not a curated record